AUGCACGCAUCGGAAUCUGAGCCUGACACUCCUCCUGGAUACUAUGAACAAGGAAAUAUACCCUUAGAUUACCUUGAACCUGAAUAUGAACCUAUGCCUGAGGAUGAUCAUAUACGCUUCUGUUCAUUAUCUUCGAUCUCCAGCAUUUCAUCUCUUCGUACCACCAACUCCGUCUGUCUACUCGCUCUGUCUCGUCACCGCCGUCCGUCUCAUCGCCGCCGUCCGUCUCCGUCCGUCUCUCCUCCGUCCGUCUCCAGCCGUCGUGGCCGUUACCUCUCUUCUCCGGCAUCACUGUUUUCAGUUCCUCCGUCCUCCGUCCUCCGUCUCCGCCACCGUUUCCGCCUCCGUCUCCGCCUCCGUUCGCCGUUUCCGCCUCCGUCUGUUCUCCGUUCUCCCUCCGUUCUCCGUUAUCCCUGCAUCCCUUUAGGUUCAAUGGCUUCAGAUAAAGAUGCUCCACCUGCAAACUCACAAGAAAACUCACAAGAAAGAGAUGCUCCGGAUACAAAUGCUCCACCUGAUACUGAAGCAAAAGAAGUUGCACGAGGCAUCACGAUUAUGAAGGGAAUCAUACGACAUAGAGACCAAGGAUUAGUAUACCCUUUGGAAUGGAAUUCUGAAAACCAACCAAUUGGUCCUAAUUCUGCAACGUUGACAAGUUACAUUGGUACACUUGUUCGUAUGCAUAUUCCAAUCUCCGUAGCUAAAUGGAAUAUGAAGAGUGACGACUUGGAUAAUAAAAAAAAGGCGAUUUGGGAAGAGCUUCAGAGGACCUUUGACAUCCCAGAUGAGCGUAAAAAGGCAUUUCUUCUUGCCAACUAUUCUUAUCGGCACCGUGUUAUCGCCUAG
Messenger RNA from Vicia villosa (hairy vetch), 846 nucleotides. RefSeq lists its product as uncharacterized. Lineage: Eukaryota; Viridiplantae; Streptophyta; Magnoliopsida; Fabales; Fabaceae. Bases 1 to 846 code for a protein of 281 amino acids. The transcript is spliced from 6 exons. The record is from RefSeq and is a predicted model, not a curated record.